Acanthosepion pharaonis is the source of this 597-nucleotide messenger RNA. Lineage: Eukaryota; Metazoa; Mollusca; Cephalopoda; Sepiida; Sepiidae. The record is from the annotation of a GenBank genome assembly.
AUGUACUCUUUACUCAUCGCUUUUUGUUAUAGUAAGAUUUAUCUCUUACUUAUUUUUACUCGGUGUCUCUUUCAAAAGAUUUUUUCGCAUUUUUUUGUUUCUUUCUUUCUCCCUUUCUUUCUUUCUUUCUUUCUUUCUUUCUUUCUUUCUUUUGUGUUUGCCUUUUCAGUUUGUGUCGUUUUCAAAAGAUUUUCUUCUAUUUUUCUUCCUUUCUUUCUUUCAUUCAAUCUUUCUUUCUUUCCUUCUUUGGUAUUUCUCUUUCCAUUUGGAAUAUCUUUCAAAUUUUCCUCUUUCUUUUUUCUUUGUUAUUUUUCUUUCUUUCUUUUCAUUCAAUGUAACUUUCAAUGUAACGUUCUCUUUCCCUUUCCUUCCAUUUUUCUUACUUUCUUUCUUUCUUUCUUUCUUUCUUUCUUUGGUGCUUAUUUUCAGGAUCAUUCAAAAGGCUUUCUUUCAUUUGCUUUCUCCUUUGCUAUCUUUCUUUCUUUCUCUCUCUCUUUCUUUCUUUCUUUCUUUCUUUCUUUCUUUCUUUCUUUCUUUCUUUCUUUCUUUCUUUCUUUCUUUCUUUUUCUUUCUUUCUUUCCCCUUAUUUUACAGUGA